Osmia lignaria (orchard mason bee) is the source of this 1263-nucleotide messenger RNA. RefSeq names its product Cyclin-dependent kinase 9 (gene Cdk9). Lineage: Eukaryota; Metazoa; Arthropoda; Insecta; Hymenoptera; Megachilidae. Gene Ontology annotation, molecular function: ATP binding; cyclin-dependent protein serine/threonine kinase activity; RNA polymerase II CTD heptapeptide repeat kinase activity. Gene Ontology annotation, cellular component: nucleus. Gene Ontology annotation, biological process: protein phosphorylation. The record is from RefSeq and is a predicted model, not a curated record.
UCUAAACUAUUUGAUACAGUCUGGAGGACCUGGAGUUCUCGUUGACUGAAAACAUGUUUACUUGAUGAAUAAUAAAGAUGAACACUCGGGAAAAAGAAAAAUACAUUGAAGAAUUCGAAUUCCCUCAUUGCGACGAAUCUUCGAAGUAUGAAAAGGUCGCGAAAAUUGGUCAGGGCACCUUUGGGGAGGUGUUUAAGGCCCGAGACAAAAAUUGUACUAAAAAAUUCGUAGCUAUGAAAAAAGUGUUGAUGGAUAAUGAAAAGGAAGGGUUUCCUAUAACUGCUUUAAGAGAAAUAAGGAUAUUACAAUUACUGAAGCAUGAAAAUGUAGUGAAUUUAAUAGAAAUAUGUAGAACAAGAGCAACUCAAUAUAAUCGUUAUCGUUCUACAUUCUAUCUUGUAUUUGAUUUCUGUGAACAUGACCUAGCUGGUCUAUUGUCAAAUGUAAAUGUUAAAUUCAGUUUAGGUGAAAUUAAAAAAGUUAUGCAACAAUUAUUAAAUGGUCUCUAUUAUAUCCAUAGUAAUAAGAUUUUACACAGAGAUAUGAAGGCUGCAAAUGUUUUAAUAACAAAAAAUGGUAUAUUGAAACUGGCUGACUUUGGGUUAGCUCGCGCAUUUAGUGCAAAUAAAAAUGGUCAACCAAACCGUUAUACAAACAGAGUGGUCACUCUUUGGUACAGACCACCAGAACUCUUACUCGGGGAUCGGAAUUAUGGUCCUCCUGUAGAUUUAUGGGGUGCAGGAUGUAUAAUGGCUGAGAUGUGGACCAGGUCACCUAUAAUGCAAGGAAAUACAGAACAGCAACAGCUCAUAUUAAUUUCUCAGUUAUGCGGUUCUAUAACAACAGAAGUCUGGCCUGGAGUAGAAAAUUUAGAACUGUUUAAUAAAAUGGAUUUACCUAAAGGUCAGAAAAGAAAGGUUAAAGACAGAUUGAAACCAUAUCUGAAGGAUCCUUAUGCGUGUGAUUUGUUAGAUAAACUAUUAAUUCUCGAUCCAUCUAAAAGAUAUGAUUCAGAUUCUGCAUUGAAUCAUGAUUUUUUCUGGACCGAUCCAAUGCCCUGUGAUCUUAGCAAAAUGUUAGCGCAACAUACUCAGAGUAUGUUUGAAUACUUGGCUCCACCAAGACGUCCUGGUCAUAUACGUCAUCCUCAUCAUCAAGUACCUGGAGGAUCGGCGAAACCUAGUUCUAGUAUGGCUGACAGUGGUUACCAAGAUCGUGUAUUUUAAUAGUUUACGUUUCCACAAAUAUAUACUGCCCUUUACC